Messenger RNA from Zingiber officinale, 1164 nucleotides. RefSeq names its product single myb histone 4-like. The transcript is spliced from 6 exons. NCBI's taxonomy places the organism in Eukaryota, Viridiplantae, Streptophyta, Magnoliopsida, Zingiberales, Zingiberaceae. Gene Ontology annotation, molecular function: double-stranded telomeric DNA binding. Gene Ontology annotation, cellular component: nucleosome. The record is from RefSeq and is a predicted model, not a curated record. Gene Ontology annotation, biological process: nucleosome assembly. The coding region runs from base 137 to 970 and encodes 277 amino acids.
GUGGAUCCUGUCUCGUAGGGGAUCCUCUUCAUGGGGUGUGAUUCAGUUCUGCCCUAAUCGGGCGGAGGAAGAAGAGGGGGAAGAAGCGACGAGUGACCGAAGUACGGUGUGAGGUAGCGGAAGAGUCGGAACAGUCAUGGGAGCCCCGAAGCAGAAAUGGACCUCGGAGGAGGAGGAGGCGCUGCGUGCCGGCGUGGACAAGCAUGGCGCCGGGAAAUGGAGGACCAUCCAAAAGGAUCCCGAGUUCAGCCGCUGCCUAUCCACCCGAUCAAACAUCGACCUCAAGGACAAAUGGAGGAAUAUGAGCAUUAGUGCCAGUGGCCAAGGUUCUAGAGAAAAGAUGAGAACACCAAGGCCAAAGCCUCUUUCAGCCAUUCCAGAAUCCGACUCCCCAAGCGCUGCUCCCACUCCCCUCCCACAUAAAGAUGCAUCACCUACAACUCCGGAUGCUACAAAAAGUGCACAAGAUGGAAAAAAUCCUCCCCGAUACACUGCUUUAAUAAUUGAGGCAAUUACUUCAAUGCAAGAACCAAAUGGAGUAGAAAUUGGUGCUAUCUUCAGUUUUAUAGAGCAAAGACAAGAGGUGCCACAAAACUUCCGCAGGGUGCUUAGUUCCAAGUUAAGAAGGCUUGUUGCACAGAAUAAAAUAGAAAGGGUCCAAAAGGGUUACAGGCUGAAAGAUUCAUCAUUUGCAACAAAAACCCCUAUUCCCAAACCAAAAGACCCAGUAAAUCGAACUCGGGUACCUCAGAAUACCAGUUCAGCAAAAGCCAUGGACCCUAUAGAAGAGGCUGCGAUAACUGCUGCUUACAAAAUAGCAGAUUCCGAAGCCAAAUCAUUUUUAGCCUCCGAAGCUGUCAAGGAGGCCGAGAAGAUUGCACAGAUGGCUGAAGAAACUGAUUCCCUUUUGCUACUGGCAAAAGAGAUUUUUGAGAGAUGUUCAAGAGGUGAGAUUGUCACUGUUGCGUAAGCUUCGAGUGAGAAUAGAAGGUAUCGGUAUCAUCCAAUUCACCAGGGUUCAUUGGCUAUUGAACUGCUUUGUUGUAAUGCUAGCUUGAAAGGUGAGAGCCAUUGGCAGAUGUUUUAACUUGUAAUUAACAAAUGAACAUGAACACCGGACUGAUGUACAUAAACCAACUUAUUGGCGAAACUAGAACUUGAGCA